UGGAGAGACAACAUUGAGAUGAGCUUGUUAGGUGUAGGUAAGGCAGUGAUGGAGGAAGGCCUCCACUCGAUCUAUAAGAUCGUCAGACAUCCCGCCGGGCUGUUCGGAUACCCAGCUCUCUCAUCAAGUCAAUCUCUGUUGCUUCAUUUCCAAUACCUUCACUUUUUCUUUCUUCACAGCUGUGCUGUCGUUUCCAACAGACCCGUCUCUCGCUCAAGAAACAUCUAUAAUCGGUUGCUUUCUAUUAUUACCCUUCUUUUCUUAUAAACUAUUUUAAACACCGAGACAAAAUGAAGUUCUCCGCCGUUCUCACUACUCUCGUCGCCGUUGCCUCGGCCGCUCCCUCCCGGGACAUCUCUUGGUCCGGCAGCAGGCUCCAGAAGCGCGCCGCCGUGUUCACGACGGCCAAGACCUUUGACGAGCUAUCCAUCAGCGGCAAGAAUGCCGGCACCGCAAAGGAGGACGCCCUCCAGAAGCUGAGCGGUCUGCCCACGGACCUGUCCACCGUCGACAAGGCGGAUCUGGCUUUCCUCAACAACGUCAACAAGAUUGCCAACCAGGCCGAGCGCGGUGCCUACAAUGUCGAAAUCGCAAAGACGGCACCCGGCGAGGACGCCCUGGCUCUUCAGCGCGCAAAGAUCCAGAACAAGGUCCUCAAGCUCACGGCCACCGUCAUGGGCCUGCAGGCCCAGCAGGCGCAGGGCAAGAACGUGACGGCCAAGCUGGACGAGGAGACCAAGAAGCUCAACAAGAACAUUGCCGACGACGUCGCCAACGCCGGCAAGCCCGCGACCGCCCUCAAGUUCAACGCCUCCACUGACAACCCGGCCGCCACCGAGGUGCCCAAGGACGACGCCACUGCUACGAAGGCCGGUGACGUCGUUGACCAGUCCAUCAAGGCCGCCGGAGGAAACGCUGGCGCUGCCGGGGCCAAGGGCACGGGGAAGAAGGGAACCAAGACGGCGAGCAAGGCUGUUGUCGAGGCUGCUGAUGUUGCUGAGGAGGAGGACGAGGAGUAAAGGGAGUUCACGUAUGUCGCAGAGGUUAGGUCGGGGUUAAUGUGACCGGCAUAAGAGGGGAU
Molecule: messenger RNA, 1081 nt
Organism: Colletotrichum scovillei
Lineage: Eukaryota; Fungi; Ascomycota; Sordariomycetes; Glomerellales; Glomerellaceae
Exons: 2
Coding region: 291-1019 (242 amino acids)
Source: RefSeq, a predicted model, not a curated record